GGCUUUAAAAACCACUUGUUUGAAACGCAUUUCCUGAUUUGGUUUGCAAUCGGAUUCAGUUGAUUGAAAAUGAUAUUCAUAAUGUUUUCAGCGACCACAUGGACUUUGCUGGCUCUCUUUCUAACCCUGUUAUUACUAUAUGGAAUUUGGCCAUAUAGGUUUUUCAAAAAACUGGGAAUAUCAGGACCAAGGCCUCUGCCUUUUAUUGGAACAAUGUAUGGUGGAAUUAAGGGCAUCGUUCGUUUUGACUAUGAGUGUCAGGCCAAGUAUGGAGAUGUCUGGGGAUUGUUUGAGGGACGACAACCAACGUUGAUGGUUUCAGACCCAGAGAUUGUCAAAACUGUGUUGGUGAAGGAAUGCUACAGUGUGUUUACAAACCGCAGGGAUAAUCUUGAAUCAGGUGGACCACUGGAUGAUGCAGUUAGUGUAGUUAAAGAUGAAAGAUGGAAACGAAUUCGCAGCACACUCUCUCCAUGCUUCACUAGUGGGAGACUGAAACAGAUUUUUCCCAUUGUUGCCACAUAUGCUGAUCGACUUGUUCAGAAACUUGGAAAGACAAAUCUGGAUGAGUCCGUCGAUGUCAAACAAUUUGUGGCACCUUACAGUUUGGACACUGUAACGAGUGCAUCUUUCAGUGUGGAGGCCGAUACCAUAAACAAUCCUGAUGACCCUGUAAAUGUUCAAAUCAAGAAGGUUCUGAACAUGAACCUUUGGCCUUUUCUUUUAAUGAUGAUCUUUCCUUUUUCUGGUCGUCUGAUGAAGCUCCUUAAAAUUGAGAUAUUCCCCAGAGCAAGUGUGGAGUUUUUCUUCAACAUCAUCAAGAGAUUUAAAGACCAGCAUAACGCAGAGGAAUCGACACGUGGAGAUUUCCUGCAGGUGAUGAUUCAGAAUGAGAUUCCAGAAAAAGAUAUAAAGAAUGAACAUGAGCAGCCAAGUAAAGGUUUGACUGAACACGAGAUCCUUUCUCAGGCCUUCGUCUUCAUCUUUGGUGGCUAUGAGACGACCAAUGUCACCCUGUCUUACAUCCUUUACAAUCUGGCCACAAACCCUGAUCCAAUGAAAACUUUGCAGGAAGAAAUCGAUGCCAAGCUCGAGAAAGAUGCCUCUAUUACAUAUGAGGACCUGAAUAAUCUGCAGUACCUGGACCAGGUCAUUUGUGAGUCGAUGCGGGUGAUUCCCACUGCACCUCGUCUUGAGAGAAUGUGCAAGAAGACUGUGCAGAUCCACGGACUCACCAUCCCUGAAGGAACCCUGGUUGGGAUUCCUGUACACAUGUUACAGAAGGACCCACGCUUUUGGAACUCACCUGAGCUUUUCAGACCAGAGAGGUUCAGUAAAGACAAUGAGAGCGAGGUGAACCCGUAUGCAUACAUGCCAUUUGGCCUCGGCCCUCGUAACUGUGUUGGGAUGCGGUACGCAAUCCUCGUCGUGAAGGCGGUUGUUGCGCGUCUGCUGCAGAACUACACUGUGGAAACAUGCAAAGACACCAUGAUUCCUCUGCAGUUUGACUGGAAGUUUCAACCACUUAAGCCUGUAAAGCUCAAGUUUGUUCCCAGAGAGAAGUGAUCCAAGAUGGAAAAGCUCCAAAUGUAAUCUAUACAGAGAACAAUGCUCAAUCAAAUGUGUCUUAUUUUUUUAUGUAUUUUUCAGUAUUUCUGUCUCAAUGUUCAAGACGUAGAAAUUCUUGUAAAAUUUUAAAUAUCUUUAUUAUAAAACACUUCAAUUUACAGUUUUCACUUUUUCUUGAUGUCUCAAGGUGUAUGCAUUUAAAUGUCAAAUGUCAGGAUAAAAAUUUUCAGUUGUGCAGGUGAGAGAAAUUUUAAAAUAAAAAAUGAACACAAAUAUAAUCCAUUCACCUGAUUAUAUAGGAUAAAUUGUCUCGUCAUGAGCCCUCUGCUGUGUUUUUCAGUUGAUACUGUAAGUGCAGAAAAAUGCUAGAAUUCCCAUGAAAGGUAUAAAGACAAAAGACUUAAAUAUCUUUACUCUGUGACUGUUUUCAUGUGUUAAGCUUCACUUUAAACCAGUUCUAGAUGAUGCACAUUGUAUUUCAUUGUUGUCUGAUACUGGUUUGGGCCUUGGACCUUUUGCACCUAUGUCUGUCAACCCCUGUGAGUUUGUACAAAUCGUCGCGUCUUUGCCUUGGUUUCUGUUCAUUUUCUUCUCAGUUUGUCUGUGAUGCUUUGUUUGAAUGUACUGCUUAUUAAAACCUUUUUUUUGUUCAUUAAAACCUAUUGGUUUGCAAACUUCA
Molecule: messenger RNA, 2248 nt
Organism: Cololabis saira (Pacific saury)
Lineage: Eukaryota; Metazoa; Chordata; Actinopteri; Beloniformes; Belonidae
Product: cytochrome P450 3A30-like
Exons: 13
Coding region: 70-1566 (498 amino acids)
Molecular function (GO): heme binding; steroid hydroxylase activity; iron ion binding
Source: RefSeq, a predicted model, not a curated record